This is a messenger RNA of Oryza sativa Japonica Group (Japanese rice), 1638 nucleotides long. NCBI's taxonomy places the organism in Eukaryota, Viridiplantae, Streptophyta, Magnoliopsida, Poales, Poaceae. The record is from RefSeq and is a predicted model, not a curated record.
UCUACUUUUCAUAUUAAAAUCAACUGAUUAGCCGUUAAUAUACAUGAUCAACUAUAAAACAAGAUCCAUAACUAUGUAACGUCAUAGCCACCCAGCCUCGCUUGUUUAUAAUGGUGCAUCCAUCUCCAUCACCACAACAGAAGUUAUUACUUUACCUUUCACAUCCGUCCAUCCUCACUAUCAUUAGUACUACUGGUUCUUCUAGUAACAGCAUACAUUCAUUUUCCUCCCAUAGUUGCUGUAGACGCCAAAGCUCACAUAUACAGGGAGAGAUAAAUCCAUCAAUCAACAGAUAUACACAUGGAUCCCAAAGUUGUUGUUGCUCUCGCUCUGUCCCUUAUUGGUGGCCUUAGCACCUCUCUUGGUGCAUUGCUGGCUAUACUAAACUGUGCCCCAAACAACAAAACACUCGGGAUGUUACAGGGUUUUGCUACUGGGCUCAUGUUAAGCAUGUCUUUCUUUGACUUGGCUUAUGAUGCUGUCAACGCGAUUGGUUUUCUAAAAGGAAACCUUUGGUUUUUUGCUGGGGCACUCCUGUUUUCCACUAUUGCUGAGGUUUUCCCUGAACCAGAUUGCAAUUUAGCAGAUGAGAAUGACAAACAUUUGGAAAAUAAGACUGGUAAUAACAACAUAGCAGGGAAGGAACUUAUGAUGAGACACCGCCGAAGAGUAAUCUUUAGUGUCGUUGUCACAGCAAUAGUUGCUGGUGUGAGUUUGCAAAACUUCCCUGUGGGUACUGCGGCAUUUCUUGGAACCACAAAGGGCUUCCGUGUUGGCCUUAACUUGUCUCUUGCUAUAGCUCUACACUACAUCCCAGAGGGUAUUUCAGUAGCUCUCCCUGCGUACUUUGCCACUUGCAGCAAAUGGCAAGCCUUCAAACUAGCGACGCUAUCUGGUUUUGCAGAGCCACUAGGUGUAAUUAUCGUAGCAUACCUAUUCCCAAGCAACUUGAAUCCUGAAAUAUUGGAAGGCCUACUUGGAUUAGUGGGAGGGGUCAUGGCGUUUCUAACGUUAUAUGAAAUGCUACCAAUAGCAUUUGAAUACGCAGGACGCAAGGAUGCUGUGAAGGCUGUAUUUGUUGGCAUGGCUUUUAUGUCCAUGAGCUUGCACUUCCUAGAUAUUAGUCUUCCAAAGGAGAUGGGUGCAUAACAUUUGAGUUGAAUUCUGAUGUGGACAAGAGUAUUUCAUCAUGGACUUUGCGCUAAGAGAGGUUCUCAGAGAAAAAGAAAGACCUCCAGAGAAUAAUGUGGCUAUGCCAAGCCAGUCUAACCAAAGUGGCCCUUUUGGGCUAUAAGCCUAUAACCCAGCGCGGCAAGAUUAUUUGUUUGAUUCAUUUUUUCAGUUGUGCCUCUUUGCAAUGGAAAUGAUAGACCAAAGGGCUGCCGAACUAUUUCUUCCUUGCCCUUUCAUGUUGCCCUAAACCCUAAGAUAUUAACAUGGCGCUAGUGAACAACAACAGUAUAUGAGGGAUAGAAGUAUCAUUUCAAAAUCGCUUGCCCAAACAAAAGACUCAAAUCACUGAGCACCAUCGCCAUGGAUGGGUGAUGUGCCCACGGAAGGGACCAUUACCUCAUGUAGCCUAAUGGCUGCAGUGACCUAAGUAGCAUCCUAAGGUCCUGAGCUCAAAUCUCCAUAGGA